AUCACGAGGCUCUGCCCACCGCUGAGAGCUGCUGCUGCCGGAUAAUCGCUCCCUGCAGGAAUUACAUGAGGAGUGAACGUUACAGGUGGAGCGCAGAGCCGGAUCCAAGACCAGAAAAACAGCAACAGUCUCAACGGUUUUCUCAUGUAGAUCCCGACAACUUCUCCCGAGGUGGGCACCAUUAAGAUGAUCGCCUCCAGCAUCCCUCGCCAGUAGCUGGGCAGUAUGGCUCCUGCUCCUCCUUCCAGAGAGGACACCAGUAGCUCGUUAGCGCUGCGCUGGAGGCUAACGCCGACAUAGAUACACACCACGCUGGACCCUGAAUUCAAACUGAUCUGGAGCAAGCUGAGCUGUACCCCACAGGACGAGUUAAACAUACUUAUGAACGGUCUUCAGAGGAUGACACAUGUCCAGGACAGUGACGUCAUCACAGUGUAACAUCUGGACUGAGACUGUGGAUGAUGUUCUGUCUCUGAUCGGGUGCUUUGGUGGCGGAGCUGGACUGUGCAGCUCUUCCACACUUAGACAAACCUGGACUCUGAGCCAUGUCUCUUCUGUCAGCACUGAGCAUCAUCUGUGGAUUGAUGCUCCAUGUUUCACUGAGCACACUCAACAAUCACUACUGUGUCCCGCGGAAGACUGUCCCCUACCAGAACGAGCUAAAGUUGUUCAGAGAAGAGGGGAUCUUUAACUACUCCACUAUGCUAAUGAGAGACGAUCUGGGUGUGCUGCUGCUGGGGGCCAGAGAGGCAGUGUACGCUCUGGACAUCAACAACGUGUCUGUCAGGAAGGAUGUGGUGUAUUGGCGAGUUACCGAGGAGAAGCAGAAGGAGUGCACAUACAAAGGAAAACAUGCUGAGGUGGAAUGCCGAAACUACAUUCGGACGCUGCACAAAGUGAAUGACACCACGAUGUAUGUGUGUGGCACAAAUGCUUUUAGCCCCUCCUGUGAUUACAUGACGUUUGUUAAUGGACAGCUGAGGCUGCAGGGAAAACCAGAGGAGGGAAAGGGGAAGUGUCCUUUUGAUCCCUUCCAGAGAUACUCCUCCCUCAUGGUGGGAAAUGACCUGUAUUCUGCUACAUCCAUCAACUUUUUGGGCUCUGAGCCGGUGGUCCUGCGCAGCUCAGACUUGGCUCUCCGCACUGAGUUUAAGAGCUCCUGGCUCAGCGAGCCAAACUUUGUCUAUAUGGACGUUGUGGGGGAGAGUUUUAACAGUCCUGACGGUGAUGAUGACAAGGUGUACAUGUUCUUCAGUGAGAACGCCAUGGAGUACGACUUCUACAGCAAAGUUGCAGUUUCUCGAGUGGCCCGUGUCUGCAAGGGGGAUAUGGGCGGCCAGCGGACGCUGCAGAGGAAAUGGACGUCGUUCCUGAAAGCUCGUCUGGAUUGUUCCCUCCCUGAACCCAGCCUGCCCCCCAUUGUCCAGGAUGUCUUCCUGCUUAAGGACGAUGACUGGAGGAAGAGCGUCUUCUACGCUGUCUUUACUCCUCAGUCGAGCUUGUCACAGGUGUCUGCAGUCUGUGCAUACACGGUGUCUUCCAUUCGAGAUAUUUUCAAUGAGGGCAAGUUUAAGACACCCGUCGCUGUGGAGACGUCACACGUCAAGUGGGUGAUGUACACAGGAGAUGUGCCUGUGCCCAGACCAGGAGCGUGCAUCAAUAAUGUGGCACGUAAAAUGGGCAUGAAUCGCUCCCUGGACCUUCCUGACAAAACCCUCCAGUUCAUCAGGGACCGUCCCCUCAUGGACGAGGCUGUUCGCCCGCAGACAGGAGGGCCGCUGCUGCUCAAGAGGGGAGCUUUGCUGACUCGGAUUGUGGUGGACAGUGUGACGGCGCUGGAUGGAAAGAGAUAUGCCAUCAUGUUCAUUGGCACUGAAAAUGGUUACAUUCAGAAGGCUGUCAACUAUGAUGGAGAGAUGUUCAUCAUUGAGGAAAUUCAGCUGUAUGAAAACCCUGUGUCUAUUAGCAUCCUGCGCCUCUCACCCAGCAAGGGCCAGCUGUAUGCAGGUUCAGAGAUCGGUGCGGUCCAGAUGCCGGUCAGUAACUGCAGCCGCUAUGAUAUUUGUGUGGACUGCGUCCUGGCCAGAGACCCUUACUGUGCCUGGGACUUCACCAGCGAGAGGUGCUCCUCAGUCCGCAGCUUAUCAUCCUCCUCACACACUGCACUACAGAGUCUGAAGGAGGGAGACAUCUCACACUGUCCUCAGCCAGAUCCAGUAGCAGCUGUGGACUUUACCCUAGUUCCAGGGAACAACAUCCAGUUAACAUGCCAGCUCCACUCCAACUUGGCGCAGGUCCUUUGGCGUCUCUCUGACCAAACACUUCACUCUGGCGACAAAUACUACAUCUACAGCGGGGGCCUCCUCAUCCUGAGCGCCUCUGAAUCUGACGCCGGCCUGUACACCUGUGACUCAGUGGAGCUGAUCAAUGGCAAAACAUACAACCGGACUGUGGCGGUUUAUCAUUUACAGCUCUUCUCUGACCCAGAAGUGGAGGACAGCAAUACUCCUGGCACAGAGGUGACAAAUUCCUCAGACUCAAGUCACAGUACGACUACCGCUGCACCGGGGCUGGUCACCAAGGACCCGUUGUCCCAAGAGGAGCCAUUGUCCCCUGAGCAGCAGUCUGACAGCAGCAGGGUAACUCAUUUAGAGGUGGCUGUGGCUCUGUUGUCGCUGCUUUGUCUCUCCUUAAUGGGGGUCAUAUUUUGGAUCUGGAGUCAAGGACGUUGGGAGUGCAUCAAGUUUGCGCAGCGCAGGAGCGAUAACGACGGGAAGAGGCAGUCGGCCGAGUACAUGCACAUCCAGAACCGAACUUCAGAGAUAAAGUUCCUGGGGCCCGUGCCUGGAGGACCUUGCAGUGGCAAUAAUAAUCAUUCUGCUGUUGACUUCAAAGGGAACGGGGAGCACCACUUCACACCUAUGGCCAACAUUUCAAGUUUGGACGGGCUGGGAUACAUAAAUGAUGAGUCAGAGAUCUGACUGUGCUGAGGUAUAGAAUUCAGUCCGUCAACAGAGCACUAAUUAUCCUCCCAUAGGUGUGCUACUGUAGAAAACGUUUCACAUUAUAAAUUCUUUUGAUUGGUGUCCUGUUUCUCUUCACCAGUCUCCAACACUGUCGAUCGAUCAUUUCUGCACUGGGCAGCUAAUGUUCACUGAAGAGACUUCUCUGGUGGAAUUUAUACUCCAGGAAAUAAUUGGAAAGUCAUGUUUUUUUAUAUAUGUGUAUUUUUUUGUAUAAUGACAAAUUGUGAAUACACACUGUAAUAUAUUGUGUACAGGCAAGUUUUUUUUUUCAACUGCUAUUUAUUUGUUGCAAUUAAGUUUUUAUUUCAGCAGAUUUUAACACCUGUGAUCUUGUAAAUAGGUCUCGGCAACAACGAACAAGUAGCAAACACUUUGACCUCUGACUUCCAGGCACAUUUCAUUUUAUGUUCUGUUUAUUCAAGAUUCAUCAUCAGAGAGGGUACCGUCCAGUCUCUGGCUUUGUUAAUGAUUGCUUGCAAUACUUAUUUCCGGGUUGCAGUUAAAAAUGGACUUCAGAUUCACAUCUGCAUUUAGGGGAGACACUACAGGUGAAUAUGCUGAAACUUUUAUCGUGUAGAUAUCCCAAUAAAACUUCCCAAAUUGAUUACUUACAUUAAUACAGUUAUUUUUUGUAUAACACGUUUCCUGAAAUUGUAUGUUUAAAUAUGUAAAUGAUGUAUUAUCUAAUUAAAUGUGCACCUUUUGCAUACAUUUCCAGAACUGAAGUCUGAACAAUGGAUAAAGUCAAAUUCAAAAUUCUUGCUUCAUUACAUCAUGUGAGUCAGAUCCAACCCGCGCUCCUCCACAGUAGUUGUCCCAAUCACUUCUGGUUCCAAAAAACCAAGAUGGCAAUGGCCAAAAUGCCGAACUCGAGGCUUUAAAAUUGCAGUCCACAAACCAAUGCAUGACAUCAUGGCCACUACGUUCCAUUAUUUAAACAGUCAAUGAUUUUAACCUAUUACCAAGUCUGGAAAACAAUUUUUCUAAUUUCAGAUUUUUUUUCCAGGAUUUUCAUAAUCAUGGGAACCCUGAUUACAAGUUUCCCUUUUUUUCAUCCAAUUUGGGAGUAACAGCUCAUGAAGGUACCAGAACAUAAAUUAGAUUUGCACAGCUCAUUCAUUCAGUUGUACAGUCACAUAAAUAUCAUGUACGUCAGAAUCCCUUCAUAUAUUGACUUUGAAUAUAAAUCAAAAUAAGUGAAAAUAGAUUAUGUACAUCAAGUAAAUGAUACAUAUUCCUACAUUUUCAAGAUAAAACCCAAAAUAAAAACACUGGUGUGCUAUGUACAAGUCAACGCAUACCAACAUAAUUCAAUCACAAUUAACUGAAUUAAAGAGAAAAUAGAUAAAUAAGAAAAGCAUAUACACAUAUCGAUGUAUGUACAUAUAUACAUAAGCACAUACAUAAUGUUAUAAACUCCAUCUCAACUUUUAUCGUAAAUUCUAUUUUGCAACCUCUCAGCCCUAUCCCCGAAACCCUAAUUAAAUAUGCACUAAUUUGCUUACAUUUCCUGAACAGAAAUAUGAACUAAAAUAACCAGCUGGAUGUGUAUUUUGGAUGUUUUCUUUCCAUUUGUCUGAAAAAUGACGUUAUGGAAGCAAAACAGCCCAAAAUCUAAAAAAAGACAUUUUCACCUGUGGUGUCACCCCUAAAGCAUGCACAUGCCACUCAUAGGUGAUAUAGAGUGAACUCUGUAACUCUACCUUUCAUGACAAAAAUAAAAAUAUUCUACUCCAGUAAAUGUUAUAAACCAUCACAGAGAAUGAACUGUCAUUGGGAUGUAGACGUGUGACUGUCAGUGAACCAUCUCUUUGAAUCAGACACACAGCACAGGUAAGAAUGUUGGUUUUUGGUGUCAAACUUUGGAAAACGCAAUCCUUGUUGUUAAUAAAAAACUUUAUUGGGA
Plectropomus leopardus (leopard coralgrouper) is the source of this 4932-nucleotide messenger RNA. RefSeq names its product semaphorin-4E. The record is from RefSeq and is a predicted model, not a curated record. Gene Ontology annotation, molecular function: chemorepellent activity; semaphorin receptor binding. Gene Ontology annotation, cellular component: plasma membrane. Lineage: Eukaryota; Metazoa; Chordata; Actinopteri; Perciformes; Serranidae. Gene Ontology annotation, biological process: neural crest cell migration; semaphorin-plexin signaling pathway; negative chemotaxis.